GUUAAAUCAGGAUGUUAAGGUCUGGAAGGACAACACGUGCAGCCGUAUGAAACGUCAAUCGGUGACGGUCCGAAUAGGCCCGCUCUUCCACGAAUCGACUUAUCGCAACUGGCAUCGACCGGGAAAUGACACGAGCUCUCAAGAUCAUCCCGCAGCGAAGCAUCUACAACUACAUCCACAAGAGAAAAAUGUCCUCAACACCAUCCCUACCGAAAUUCGUCGUCUGGGCACCCGACUACACUGACGAUGGUGCUCUCGGACGAAGACUAGCAGUAAGACCUGCCCACCUCGAGAACAUCAAGAAACAAAUCAGUCAAGGCGUCCUACGGGUUGGCGGAGCAUUCAUGACGCCCGAAUCCGUCGAUGCAGCUGCAGCAGACAGAAAGUUUCGCGGCUCGUGCAUGAUUUACGAGGGUGAAAAUCUCGAUGCCGUGCGUCAGCUCGUGGAGGAGGAUCUUUAUUAUAAGACUGAUGUGUGGGACAAGGAGAAAAUCGUUAUUCUCCCCAUCGCAUUGGCAACGGGCCUUCCGCCUGUGCCUUCCUGAUACCUGCAGACAUCAAAGAUACUACUUAUGAAUGAAAGAUGGUAGCAUUCGACGUGAUAAUUAGACUCGUGACCAGUCUGACAUUAGUAUGAUACGUCUUUGCUCGAUGACUCAUUGACUUGUCCGCGGUCAUACCAGUACUAGGCCCGAGCCUACGUGAUGAUACCACGCAAUCGCAAUCUUGAUUAAGCUUAAGGGCUGCUACGAGGUCCAAGCUUUCGAGGUUAUCUGCGGCUCUCCGCCCGCUUUUGAUCCUCAACAAGUCCCUGAGACAACGGAAUUUAUCCUUUCGAAGCCAUGAUGAAAUCACUUGAACUCAAAAACUUCAAAAAGCUAGUCCUAUCAUUGACGAUGAAGACAAAUCUG
Suillus discolor is the source of this 911-nucleotide messenger RNA. RefSeq lists its product as uncharacterized. The record is from RefSeq and is a predicted model, not a curated record. The transcript is spliced from 3 exons. NCBI's taxonomy places the organism in Eukaryota, Fungi, Basidiomycota, Agaricomycetes, Boletales, Suillaceae. The coding region runs from base 126 to 545 and encodes 139 amino acids.